CCCUCUCCCCCUCCCCCACUUUUCUUCUCCUUCCCUCCCUCUCUCCUCCAUCUUUUCUUUUCACGCAGCCCCCAUCCCUUUUCUUUCUCUUUUUUCCAAAUCUUGAUUUCUUCUCCAUUUCAAGAUCUCUUCCCAUCAAGUCUUCUAAUUUUUACAAUCUUUUCUCCCUCCAAGCUUCUUCUCCUGCUUCUCUCCUCUUCUGCCUUUUUUUCCCGUUUCAAAUGGAAGAGCUACAGGAAUCGGACGAAGGGGAGAGCUCGGUGAUGUGGGGAGACAACGACGAAAGUGCAGAUCAAGAAGUUUCGAAUGACUUGAUCAGAUCAGAUCUACUUUUCUUGAUUUUUUCAUUUUUAGUGUGUUUUCGAAAAAAAAGGUUGUCUAUCCUGACAGACAACUUGUAAGUGCAGUGUCUGUAUUUGUUAGUCUAGGAGAAGAGUAUGUUGUUUUUCGUCAUUUGUUUGUAUUUUGUUUGGCGGACAGACAAUUUGGAACUGCAGUGUUUGUCUAGCAUAAAGUGAACGUGGUUUCAUAGUUGCUUGAAGUGAACGUGGUUUAUAGUUGUUAGAGUCGUACAUAAAAUGUGUGUGUGGUUAGACAACUUUAAAUGUAUGUGAUUUUGUUUGGAAACAUGGUUGUAUUGGUAAUGUAGUUUUUAUAUAAAUGUGUAUGCC
This is a messenger RNA of Cuscuta epithymum, 671 nucleotides long. The record is from the annotation of a GenBank genome assembly. NCBI's taxonomy places the organism in Eukaryota, Viridiplantae, Streptophyta, Magnoliopsida, Solanales, Convolvulaceae.